Messenger RNA from Olea europaea var. sylvestris, 1290 nucleotides. Its product is annotated as protein COP1 SUPPRESSOR 2. The record is from RefSeq and is a predicted model, not a curated record. Gene Ontology annotation, cellular component: spliceosomal complex. Bases 169 to 1002 code for a protein of 277 amino acids. NCBI's taxonomy places the organism in Eukaryota, Viridiplantae, Streptophyta, Magnoliopsida, Lamiales, Oleaceae. The transcript has 6 exons. Gene Ontology annotation, biological process: mRNA splicing, via spliceosome.
GGGCACUCCCCUCUCCUAUAGCAUUCUUAGCAAUCCAUUGAUGGUUCUCCGAUCUGAAACUGAAAUCGCUCGGCACAAAUUGGUUUCAAUCUUAGUGACAGGAUAAAAAGAAAGCUGUUCGCGCGUUCGUUAAUUCGUCGGAGAGGAAUACAAGAAGAGAAGGGGAAGAUGAAGGCCAAGAAUUUCAGGAAAAGAAGUGCACCCGCCGCCGAAGAGGAAGAUUCCGACCCAGAGAGAAGAUUGGCGUUGGAGGAGGUUAAAUUCCUUCAGAGGCUGAGGGAGAGAAAAUCCGGAAUGCCGGCUUUACCCACAGCCACACAGGCUGCCGCCACUGCAGGUGGUGCUGAAGCAAGCAAUGCUAGUACAGGCCGUUUGGCUCGCAAAGUCAAUGACAAGAAUGAGGGGGACGGGGAGAAGGAUGACUUGGUAUUGCAGGACACCUUUGCUCAGGAAACUGCUGUCAUGGUCGAAGACCCCAAUAUGCUGAGAUAUGUUGAACAAGAAUUGGCAAAGAAAAGGGGCAGGAACAUUGAUGCAACGAAUCAAGUAGAGAAUGACGUGAAACAUGCAGAAAAUGAAUUAUACAAAAUUCCAGAGAACCUGAAAGUGAAGAGGCGAAGCUCUGAAGAAAGCUCUACUCAGUGGACCACAGGAAUUGCUGAAAUUCAGCUUCCGAUUGAAUACAAAUUAAAGAAUAUCGAGGAAACUGAGGCUGCCAAAAAGCUCUUACAGGAAAAGAGGUUAAUGGGUGGCACUAAAGCAGACUCCAGAAUUCCCUCAAGUUACAGUGCUGACUACUUCCAACGUGGAAAGGACUAUUCAGAAAAACUUAGGAAAGAUCAUCCUGAGCUUUACAAAGAUAAAGGUGUAGACAAUAUUGGUCCAGUAUCUAGACAUUCUGAUUCAGUUACUGAUGGAGCAGCUCGAAGGCCAGCUGCAACAGAUGAGUUCAUGCUUCAGCGAUUUCGGAAACAAGAACGCCAUCGUGUGAUGCAGAGAUAACACGCAUCUGAAUGUCUGAUACCGUCUCUAUUAUGAGUAGAGGCCAAAUUUGGCCCAUGCAUUGAGAAAUUUCGUGCUCCAACACAUUUCUCUUAUGUUUGUAUGCCCGGUAUUUCAUGAGGUCUUGUUUUAUUUGCACUUAUGGCAUUUUCCAUUUUAUCUUGUUCAUGUAAUGCUACUGUUACCACCAAACUGAAAUCAUCGCUGUGCUAUUAAAUGUGUCACUAGAACCUGUACUGUUGUUGAUUUUGGUUUUUUAUGCAAUUGUUCUGUUGGUUGUGAACUUUA